AUGCAUCUUGUCCCGGUAUCUUUGUUUGCGACGUUGGCAGCGCUUCAUGUUGCGUUUGCGAUGCCCUAUUGUGGCCUCGUCCCUCCCCAGCCACAACCUCGUUCCGUUGCGCAAUCCACUGGAGGCAACACUACGAAUGGUGGUAAUUCAUCAUCUCCUGAUCAGGUUCUUGCAACUGGGUGGUACCCUGGUUGGUUAGGUGCUACCUAUGCGCCAAGCAAUAUUUCAUGGUCCAAGUACAACGCCUUGACUUUCGCAUUUGCCGUGACCACAAAUGACCCAUCAGUUAUCUCUUUGGAUGCACAGAGCGUGACUCUGUUGCCGGAGUUCGUGACUGAGGCUGGCAACAACGGAGUCAGCGCCCUUCUCUCGAUCGGUGGUUGGACUGGUUCGCUGUAUUUUUCGACUGCAGUAGGCAACGCAGCCAACCGUUCUGCUUUCGUGAAGGCCGUAACAGGUCUUGCUACGAAGUACAACCUUGAUGGGAUUGAUUUCGAUUGGGAAUAUCCUAAUCGGCAAGGUCUUGGCUGUAACGCUAUCUCGCCUUCCGAUUCAGCCAACUUCCUCGCCUUUCUCCAACAGCUCAAACAGGACCCUGUUGGUUCCAAAUUGAUACUAUCAGCUGCGGUUGGCGAAACGCCUUUCAUGGGGGCGAAUGGGACACCUAUGACUGAUGUAUCGGCCUUUGCUGAUGUUCUCGAUCAUAUUGCGAUUAUGAAUUAUGAUGUCUGGGGAUCGUUCUCUCCAACUGUCGGCCCCAACUCUCCUUUGGAUGAUUCCUGCGCGCCGACCAAGGCUGGGUCUGCUGUCGCUGCAGUCAAGGCUUGGACUGGUGCAAAAUUCCCUGCUAAUCAGGUAAAAGAGAGGUGCAUUUCUCUAGAACCUGCUUACCAAACUUUCCUUUUCUUUUUCUGCAAGAUCGCACUUGGUGUUGCCGCUUAUGGACACAGCUUUCAUGUGACGACCAGCGCGGCUUUGGGAAGCUCGGGAAAUGUUAACUUGUACCCUUCGUUUGAUAAGUCUCAGCAACCGUUGGGGGAUAGCGACACCUCAACUUCGGCUUCUGUCCUCGAUCCAUGUGGACAGCCUGAAGGUAUUUCGGGUGUUUUCAACUUCAAUGGAAUGAUUGCACACGGAUUCCUCAACUCUAACGGAACGGCUGCGAACGGCAUCGAUUACGCAUUCGAUAAUUGCAGCCAGACGCCUUUUGUAUAUAACCCAACUGCUCAGACAAUGUUAUCUUACGACGAUGCUCGAAGUUUUGCGGCUAAAGGCAAUUACAUCUCUUCAAAUGGCCUGUUAGGUUUCGCUGUGUGGCCUGUCACAGGCGACUAUAAUGAUAUCCUUCUCGGCGCAAUCAGCGACGCUAUGGGCAUUGUUCAGAUAUGCUCUUAA
Messenger RNA from Laccaria bicolor S238N-H82, 1395 nucleotides. Its product is annotated as glycoside hydrolase family 18 protein. Gene Ontology annotation, cellular component: extracellular region. NCBI's taxonomy places the organism in Eukaryota, Fungi, Basidiomycota, Agaricomycetes, Agaricales, Hydnangiaceae. Gene Ontology annotation, biological process: carbohydrate metabolic process; chitin catabolic process. Gene Ontology annotation, molecular function: chitin binding; chitinase activity. The transcript has 8 exons. Bases 1 to 1395 code for a protein of 464 amino acids. The record is from RefSeq and is a predicted model, not a curated record.